CCUCAUGCAGGUAUGUACAGUUUCUUACUACCUUAACUGCUUACCGCGAACCCUCUUCUAGAAUUGGACGUUAUGCGCGAUCGUAGCACUCAGAUCACGCACCGUAUUACCUGAUCUGGCGACCUACUUCACCUCGCCACGAAUACAAGGACCUCUCGCCACUAUGGCCUCCUCAAGCGAGCAGAAGAAUAUUGUCAUCAUCGGUGGGGGUAUAAUCGGCUGUACGAGCGCAUACUACCUCACUCGGCAUCACUCAUACGACCCCAGUAAGCACAAGGUCACAGUACUGGAAGCGAGCGUCGUCGCAGGGGGCGCGUCCGGCAAAGCAGGUGGAUUGCUGGCGCUCUGGGCGUACCCCAGCAGUAUCGUUCCCCUGAGCUACAAGCUGCACCAGGAGCUCGCGAACGAGCAUGAUGGCGCAAAGAGAUGGGGCUACAGGGCGGUACACUGCGGGUCUGUUGAUUGCAUUGGUCGACAGCUGCCCGAGAAGAAGGCCCAGGACGAGAGUAGUGCAGAUGGGACGAACGCGAAUGGACAGUAUGGCGCUGGAGGCAAGGUCGACGAUGUGAGUCUGCAGAAGAACCCACCGAAGAAGAAGCAGAAGAGCAGUGCGAGAAGAGACGCGAUGGGUAUUCCAGAGGACUUGGAUUGGCUUGCACAAGAUUCACUGAGGUCAUAUGAGGAGAUGGGAGAUCCGAGUACCACGGCACAAGUUCAUCCAAAGCUCUUCACACAAAGUAUGGCAGACUUGGCACAGGAGAAAGGUGUCCAAGUGAAGACUCAUUGCCCCGUAAAAAGCAUCAAUUACCACAACAACGGCUCUGCCGUCGAGAGCGUCACAUACACAGACACCAGCACGGGUCGAGAAGAAACCCUCCCGGCAACUGACAUUCUCCUCGCCGCCGGGCCCUGGACCAAAGAGCUCUAUCCCCAAGCCCCCAUCGAUGCCCUCCGAGCCCACUCCGUCACCAUCCAAGCCAACGUCUCGCCCUACGCACUCUUCACGCAGAUCAAACUCCCUCCCCAAUUCCCUACCUCCACGUCCAAAGGCCCUCAUAGCAAUACCCUCGUCAGCCCCGAAAUCUACGCUCGACCCAAUAAUGAAAUCUACGCCUGCGGCGAAGGCGACACGUCUGUGCCCCUACCUCCCACAUCCGAUCAAGUCGAAGUCGACCCGACUCGCUGUCAGGAUAUCGUAGAUUUCGUCUCGAGUAUAUCGGACGAGUUAAGGGAUGGGGAGGUGACGGCGCGACAGGCGUGUUAUUUGCCGAGUGUGCGAGGGAGUUCUUCGCCACUGGUGGGUGCGAUCUCGGGUGUGAAGGGAUUGUGGAUUGCGGCGGGGCAUACUUGUUGGGGGAUUCAGAAUGGGCCGGGCACGGGGAAGGUGAUGAGUGAAUUGUUGAUGAAGGGGAGGGUGGAGAGUGGGGGAAAGGGGUUGCUGCGGGGUUUGGAUCCGGGGAGGAUGAUGGUUGGAUGAGAGUGAUGAUGAAUGAGGAUGGAUAGAUAUUCGUAAGCAGAUCUACCUAGCCAUGAUUUGCAAUGAUCAAAAAAAAAGAGAGAGCAUUUUCU
This is a messenger RNA of Sphaerulina musiva SO2202, 1569 nucleotides long. Its product is annotated as FAD dependent oxidoreductase. NCBI's taxonomy places the organism in Eukaryota, Fungi, Ascomycota, Dothideomycetes, Mycosphaerellales, Mycosphaerellaceae. Bases 164 to 1477 code for a protein of 437 amino acids. Gene Ontology annotation, molecular function: oxidoreductase activity. Gene Ontology annotation, cellular component: late endosome; cytoplasm. The transcript has a single exon. Gene Ontology annotation, biological process: retrograde transport, endosome to Golgi. The record is from RefSeq and is a predicted model, not a curated record.